Messenger RNA from Sodiomyces alkalinus F11, 1919 nucleotides. RefSeq lists its product as hypothetical. Gene Ontology annotation, cellular component: nucleus; Gtr1-Gtr2 GTPase complex; fungal-type vacuole membrane. The transcript has 2 exons. The coding region runs from base 225 to 1451 and encodes 408 amino acids. The record is from RefSeq and is a predicted model, not a curated record. Gene Ontology annotation, biological process: cellular response to amino acid stimulus; positive regulation of TOR signaling; cellular response to starvation. Gene Ontology annotation, molecular function: GTPase activity; GTP binding. NCBI's taxonomy places the organism in Eukaryota, Fungi, Ascomycota, Sordariomycetes, Glomerellales, Plectosphaerellaceae.
CGUCCUUGGGAACGUACUAUUAACCUUCACCCUCCCUCCCACUGGCCCAUUGAAGAUAUACACUUCCUGUGGAGGUAGAAUUUAUAUAAUUGUUGUCUCAAUUGGUGAAUACGAACAGCUGGUGGCAUUAUCAACCCACACACAUCGAAGCUCAGAACGCGACCUCUCGCCAAAUGCUUUGAUCCGGCAAGGCAUUAAGAAGCAGCAGCCUUUCUGGAUCAACCAUGGCCGACGCCGGGAGCUAUGGCGAUGGGACCUCCAACUUGCCCUUGGCUGAGACCAAGAACGAGGUUAAGAAACCCAAGAAGAAGAAGGUGCUUCUUAUGGGCAAGAGCGGCUCAGGCAAGUCGAGCAUGCGAAGCAUCAUCUUCAGCAAUUACAUCGCCCGAGACACGCGCAGACUCGGCGCAACUAUCGACAUCGACCUCUCCCACGUCAAGUUCCUCGGCAACCUGACCCUGAACCUGUGGGACUGCGGCGGCCAAGAAGCCUUCAUGGAGAACUACCUAUCCCAACAGCGCGUUCACGUCUUCUCCAACGUCGGCGUCCUCAUCUACGUCUUCGACAUUGAGUCGCGCGACGUCGACCGCGACCUCGCCACGUACGUCUCCAUCCUGUCUGCCCUCCUCCAGUACUCGCCGCAAGCCCGCAUCUACAUCCUCAUCCACAAGAUGGACCUGGUGGCCCCCUCCCUCCGCGAAGCCGUCUAUGACGAACGCGUGCGCAUCGUCCGCCAAAAGACCGUGGAGUACGCCAAUAGCAUCGGCUACUCUGCCGCCGACCAAGGCGCCGGCGCUGCCGACCCCAGCGGCUCGGUCGUCCUCCUCGAACCUUUAUCCGCCUCGGCAACGACCGGUGGCAGUGGCAGCUCUGGUAGCGGUAGUGGCGUGGGCGCCGCCGCCGCCGCCACCUCUGCGUCGACUCCGUCGUCCCCUCUCGAGAUCACCCCGUUCGCGACCUCCAUAUGGGACCAAUCCCUCUACAAGGCCUGGGCGAGCAUCAUCCACGACCUGGUCCCCAACCUGGCCGCCAUCGAGCGCAACCUCGCCAACCUGGGCGUGGCCAUCGAGGCCGAGGAGCUCCUCCUCUUCGAGCGCACCUCCUUCCUCGCCGUCUCGUCCUGGACCUCCGAGGAGGGCCAGCGCAACCCCACCGAGGACCGCCUCGAGCGCAUCUCCAACAUCAUGAAGCACUUCAAGCAGAGCAUCAGCCGCUUCACCGGCACCCCGCGCAACGCCGAGCAGUUCGUCCGCAUGGAGCACAAGGCCGGCUCCCGCUUCAACCUCUUCAUCCUCAAGUUCACCACCAAUACGUACCUCAUGGUCGUCCUCCCGCCUGGCGAGGCGCGCUUUAACGCCGCUAUGCUGAACUGCCAGAUUGCCAUCGAGCAUUUCAAGUUCUUGGAUGGACCGGUGACCACGGCGGCGCCGGCCCACGGCGUUGGGGGAUAGACUUGGCGACGGGGCGAAGAACCAACCGGAUGGAGAGCGAGAGAGAGGGAGAGAUGGCGAUGUUGCUUCUGAUCUGCAAUAAUGGUAUGUGGUAAUGGGCACUUGGGAUGGGCCUGUGACUUUGUCUUGUCUGAGCGUCAUGGGAUUGUGCUAGGACGGCGUUAUAGGACGGCUCAUGAGAUACCAUCUAAGGCGUUGGGUUUGUCAGCCAGACAUUUUGAGGAAAUUACAAUUCAAAAGUACUAGCACAGCCGCUGAAGAGAUGCCGGUUCAUGUCACAGUUACGGCCGGGUUCAAGAGUUCGACAAAUGUAAUUACAUCUGGGCUGCGUCUACCACUUGAAUUGCUUGGGUGGGAAAAUUAUAUAAGCCGCCUACCUCUACCGGCGAUGUCGCGGCUGCGCAACCCGGAUCCAGACCAACCAGAUAGAUCACUUUCAUAGUAUCAGAACGCCUUUCCGACCAUGUC